This is a messenger RNA of Dioscorea cayenensis subsp. rotundata (Guinea yam), 630 nucleotides long. RefSeq lists its product as uncharacterized. Lineage: Eukaryota; Viridiplantae; Streptophyta; Magnoliopsida; Dioscoreales; Dioscoreaceae. The transcript has 4 exons. The record is from RefSeq and is a predicted model, not a curated record. Bases 1 to 630 code for a protein of 209 amino acids.
AUGGAAAAUAGGGGGAGUGAUGUGACACAAAUUGAUUAUGUUGGAAGUGAUGUAGAAAGGGGAAGUGAGGAGUGUAGGAGGAAUGAAGGAGAUGUACUCAUUCAAAAUAUGGAGACUAUAGUAUUGCUGGUCGGGCAAAAUAUUGAGAAAAACAAAACAGAUGCAAGAACUGAAGAAGAGCAAGUAGAAUAUGGAAGGGGACAACGACAUAGACAACCACCCGCCAAGUUCAAGGACUAUUUUCAACAGCGCAAGGGGUGGGAACUACACCAAAUGGAUGUGCACGAUGCAUUUUUGCAUUGUGACUUAAAAGAGGAGGUGUACAUGAAAUUGCCUCCAGGUUUCACAGCAUACGGAUUCAAAUUCAUGCAAACACCAAGACAAGAUCACUGGGAAGCUGCACUUCGAGGGGUUAGUUAUAUGAAAGGAAAUCCUGGGCAAGUUGAAAGGAUUGUUGGCUUCAUUGGGAUCGUACACAAAGGACCUUUGCAGAUAUUUUGUGAUAGUCAAGCAGCUCUUCAUAUAGUUGCUAAUCUAGUGUUUCAUGAUAGGACGAAGCAUAUAGAAGUUGAAUAUCAUUUUGUCCGAGAUGAGCUUCAACUCGGCAACAUUACUAUAUCAUAUGUCUGA